AUGGAAAACAGCAUUGAGUUUGUAAGUGAACAAUAUGACUGGUUUCCAGCUUUCCAGAAGAAAGUGUCCACAAGACUUAAGGAACUUUCAGCCUCACUUAAUACUUUCUCUAAGAAGGUAAACGACCUAGCGCAAGCCAUUGACAACUUGGAAGCCUACAGCUAUUGGUAUAACCUAAAGCUUGUAGGAAUACCUGAGCUACCUGACGAGACUGCGAUGGCAACGGCCAACCUCUGUGUCCUUGGUGCUAGUGUUACCACCAAUGACAUCGAUAUAGCGCAUCGUGUUCCGAAGAGAUCUACAAGGAGUGAAGCAAGAGGUCUUCGCACAACGCCAUCAUAUGCAAAUUUACCCGUUGGUUACCCAUUCCAUAGAUAA
Porites evermanni is the source of this 378-nucleotide messenger RNA. The record is from the annotation of a GenBank genome assembly. NCBI's taxonomy places the organism in Eukaryota, Metazoa, Cnidaria, Anthozoa, Scleractinia, Poritidae.